Molecule: messenger RNA, 1445 nt
Organism: Clupea harengus (Atlantic herring)
Lineage: Eukaryota; Metazoa; Chordata; Actinopteri; Clupeiformes; Clupeidae
Molecular function (GO): DNA binding
Source: RefSeq, a predicted model, not a curated record
GACGCGUGCGCCUCUUGGUCUUUUUGUUAUUAAUAUAAACGCGCAGGUGCCAGACCGAAACUGAACGCUCAUGCAAAUGUAACCCGCAAAACUUUAAAGAGGGGGCACGACAUGAUUCCACUUCUCGCUAAACGUUGUAGCUAGUAAACCUGCCGUUUAAUAUGACUUAAGUGAGGCAAUAUUUUGUUGGUUUAAUAUAAAUUUGGUUUAAAAUCUGGAGACGCAGAGCUACUGUCAGCUUACCUGUCAAGAAUUAGCAGGUGGUAAAGUUAUGCCUCAGAUCACCACUACAGCCAUAUUACAGCUGACGCUCCUACUCUCGGCUUUACCCGCGCAAUUCCUCAUCUCCAAAUGGACCAGGGGAUCAGCGGUAGAGCGCUUCCACGCUAUUAAAAGUCUUUUGAAAGCCUGGAAUGACCUGAGGUUAUCUUACCUGAACGCCAGCGCUUGGGGCGAGUGGGUAACGUCGUGGGUGCCCGAAGUGACGUUCUUUGACAGCCCGGAGGAAGAGGAGGAUGUGGAGGAUGGCACCCCUCCCAUUGAGGUGUUGCUCCAAGACAACGAUCUUGGUUACUUUGGAGCCUCAAAAGAUAUCCACAGCCCACGGCCAGCAUAUGUGUUGCACAGGGUGGGUCAGGUUGUCAUGGAGAAUCAGAACCACAUGGUUGGCGUGAUUGUGGGCUGGGAUGCUGAACUGCGAGCACCAUCAAAGUGGAUCAAGAAAAGAUACACUGAGUCAGAGCUGCAAAGUGCAGCAGAUAGUCCUCAUUAUAAGGUUGUGUUUAGUGGCCCCGCCUCAACCUCUAUAAUGGUGGGAUACCUGCCUCAGUCAACCCUGAAGCUCAUCAGAGGAUACAAGCCGGACAUCCCCACCCUUGACAUGUACUUCUCCGAUUUUGAUGGAGGGAAGUUUGUGAUGUUGCCUUGGCUGGAACAGAUCUACCCUGAAGACUGAGGGAAAAGGUGGAGGAAGAGAGGUGAAUAGAGCAGAGACAGAGAAAGGGGGGAUAGAUUGAGACAGAACAGUUAAAGAAAGAACAAGAGUAUACAAUGUAUCUGUGUGUGUGUGUGUGUGUGUGUGUGUGUGUAUGCAAGUGUUUGACAAUGAUAGAUGAACAACAGCCAACCCACUGAUGCAGGAGUGAAGGAGUUUACAAGUAAUAGUCUCAUCACAGGCUUGAAGACUGAACUGUUUGUUUCUUAGCUAUACAUGCCUGUGAUGGAAUGAUUAUUAUAAGAGAGAAAGUGAUGUAGCUGUUGCCAAGGUGGUGCUUUGAAAUGAUCAUUGAUUUUAUUGACUGUUAUGUUGGACGAAUACUGUGGGACUUUCAGCAUCAAGGCACCAUGUGGAGGUUUGCUCCGCUUUGCCCAAUUGGUCAUUAUGAACAUUUACUUUUCCAUUUCAAUAAAAUUGUCUUUGCCAUGCUCCAUGUGGCUCGAUAAUC